This is a messenger RNA of Vigna umbellata (rice bean), 916 nucleotides long. Its product is annotated as ADP-ribosylation factor-like. Gene Ontology annotation, molecular function: GTP binding; GTPase activity. Lineage: Eukaryota; Viridiplantae; Streptophyta; Magnoliopsida; Fabales; Fabaceae. The record is from RefSeq and is a predicted model, not a curated record.
AAAUAACUCAAUAAUAUUAAACGUAAGAAGCAUCGUUCCCUUCACCACCACCGUCUGGAUUCGAUUUGGAGGGAGCUUCUUCUUGGAUCUACCCUCUCCAUUUCUCUAAUCGUCUCAAUUAUCUGCCUCUUCUUCUUCUACAAAGUCAUCUCUCUUUGAAGCAAGAUGGGGUUGUCUUUCACCAAGCUUUUUAGCCGGCUCUUUGCAAAGAAAGAGAUGCGUAUUCUCAUGGUAGGUCUCGACGCUGCUGGUAAGACAACCAUAUUGUACAAGCUCAAGCUGGGAGAGAUUGUGACAACCAUUCCCACAAUUGGAUUUAAUGUGGAGACUGUGGAGUAUAAAAAUAUUAGCUUUACUGUAUGGGAUGUGGGUGGCCAAGACAAGAUUCGUCCUUUAUGGAGACACUACUUCCAAAACACUCAGGGACUUAUCUUUGUUGUGGACAGCAAUGAUCGUGACCGUGUUGUUGAAGCUAGAGAUGAGCUCCACCGGAUGCUGAAUGAGGAUGAGUUGAGAGAUGCAGUUCUCCUUGUAUUUGCCAACAAACAAGAUCUUCCAAAUGCUAUGAAUGCUGCAGAAAUCACAGACAAGCUUGGUCUUCAUUCUCUUCGUCAACGCCACUGGUAUAUCCAGAGCACAUGUGCCACCUCUGGAGAAGGGCUCUAUGAAGGUCUGGACUGGCUCUCCAACAAUAUAGCUAACAAGGCUUAGGGACAUUUUUGGGGAACGCUGCUAUCUUGCUCGGCUUUACGAUUAUAUUUUGAAGUUGAUCGGUUGAUGUUUAAAGUCUUUUUCAACUACUUAUUAAGUUCUUUUUGUCUUUAUUUAGGUUUUUGAUACUAUAUUAUCAUAGCAAUCUUAUUUGUUCCUGUAGAAUUUCUAAACAAUUAAUAAUAUUAAUGAAUUACAAACUAUA